AUAACAACAUGUAAUAUUACUCCAAAAUAACAUGUACAGUGAAAAUUCAUAAACUAAUAGUAAGUAAUCAAUAUUCAAAUGGUUUAAAUCACGCACCACAUAAAAAUUCAUCUAUUGUUAAAUAAAAAAAAAGAAAAGAAGUCGAGGAAAUUGGGGAAGUAAUUAGGGUUUUCUGGUGUCUUGUUAGGGUUUCAGUUUUCAGAUUUUAGUGAAAACUGCAUUCUCAAUUUCCCAUGUCAUGAAAUCAGACGGAACGCCAAUAUCAAUCUACCCUCUACAUCGUCCCCUGAGUUCCUUCUGCGCAGCAGCAAUAGAAUAAGCACAAGCAAAAGCGGCUCAUCUUUCGUCGCCAACCACCUCCAAAUCUUCUCUAGGCUUUCGUAUCGACGACAACGUUCAAGAUCCGUUGUUUCGCGUAUGCCAGUUGUGUCUUUCCUGAAGAAUUGCAGCUUUGACGGUAAUGCUCUUAUGGCUUCUAAAUUCUAGCUAUGGGUAUGGGUUGGAUUCAUUAUUUAAUUCAUGGAACUGGAUUUUCUCGUUAAUUUUUCUGCCUAGGGAGUUCUUUCUGUAAAGUUUUCUCUGCCGGGCGUGAUUCUGAUUGUGAGAUGUCAAGAGAGCUGUAGUAAUAGUUACACUUGCCAGUUUCUGUAGCAAACUGUUUUCGUGUGGGUUGCUAUCUAUUUAGGCCAUUACUCCUAGUCCUAGACUUCCUAAUUGUUGUAUAUUUGGGUGAGUUUGGCGUGAUUUGUAGGUUGAUGUCAUAUUCUUCAAUUUCAUUUCUUUCUCAAAUAAUUACAUUUUGGUGCGUCUGUUUUGCUUCAAUUGCAUUUUUUUUUAUCUACUGCGUUUCUGCAAGAAAAUUGUGAUGGAUAAUAUGGGACCAACUUUACUUGAGUGCUUUUGUCAAAAACUUCCCACCCUGAGUAUUUAAGAUUGCAUGCAAAAUUUCAAAUGUGCUCAUUUGCAUCUAAACUGUUAAAGAAACGAUAUAUUUGCUCAAUUGCAUGUAAUUGCACGUUUUACCCUCCCAAACACAUCCAAUGACACAUUCAUUUAUUAGGAGAUCGUGUUACCAGUGUUGCUUCUCCAUAUAUUGGAUGGCUGUAGUGUAGAUCCACUGGAGCUUUGUUGUAAUACCUUAUGGGUGCGCCCAAACAAAAGUGGACAGCAGAUGAAGAAGCAGCCUUGAAAGCCGGAGUUAUCAAGCAUGGUGCUGGAAAAUGGAGGACAAUACUUAAGGAUCCUGAAUAUAGUGGUGUCUUAUACCUCCGAUCGAAUGUGGACCUCAAGGACAAAUGGCGAAACAUGAGUGUUAUGGCAAAUGGAUGGAGCUCUAGGGAGAAGUCCAAGUUAGCUGUCAAGCGGGUGCACCAUGUUCCGAAACUCGAAGAGAGUCCUUUGCCUGCUGAUAAUGAUGUCAAAAGUGAUGACGCUGCUGUGGAUGUCAAGGCUCAUGAAGUUCCUCUGAUGCCUAUUCCUUCUCAAAACAGAUCUACCAUAAGGCUGGGUAAUCUAAUUCUGGAGGCUAUUGCCACCUUGAAGGAGCCUGCUGGUUCACAUAAGACAGCGAUUGCUUCAUACAUAAAGGUAAAUAUGCUGAGAGAAGUCAAAUGCUGGUGUUACUGGCUGGAAUAAUUAGUUGCACUGGAUUGACUUUACAUCCACGGGUUUUGUGUUUACUUCAGUUACCGUGCGGUUGAAUCUGGUCUUCCUUGGUGCGGUUUCUAACUUUUAGAGCUCUGACUUCGUCAUAUGUUUUCCCUUUUAAAAUCUAUUAGUAUAAUCAGAGUGGUCUUAUUCGUUCCAUGGUUUGUUGCUAAGCAUGGGUGGCCUCUUAAUAUUCAGUUUGAAUGAUAUUACCACACAUUCGCUUAUAAGAUUUUAUAAAACUAAUAAAACCUUGAUCUUUCUUAUGAGGAUGCAGCUGAUAUUGAUAUUCCAAAUUUGAUAGUCCUUGUUGAUUUAUGUAGGAGCAAUAUUGGCCACCUCAAGAUUUUAAGAGGAUAUUGUCAGCAAAAUUGAAGCAUUUGACUUCGUCUGGCAAACUGAUCAAGGUAAUUAUUUGAUCACAUUGGUUAGUAUAAUAAAUGCAAUUCUUUCUUACUUACAUACCUGAAUAAAAUUUUAGCUGGCAGGGUAGAUUGCCAUCAUUCAUGUUUUGGCCGCAUAAACAUUGGUUCUACUUCAUAUUGAUGAAGAAAGCAAUUCAGUCAGUUCAUUCUUAAGAGUCUGUUUGUGGGUUUGGCGGUAAGGUAUAUCUGUAUGGAUAGAGGUGGCAAUUUCAACCCAAUCCACCAAUCCAAUCCAUCAAUCCAUUAAAAAUAUCCACCUAAUCCAAUCCAUUUAAAUCCAAUCCAUUUAAUCCAAAUCCAAUUGGAUUGGUGGAUUCAUGGAUUGGAUCCAUGGAUCAUUGGCAAAUUACGGUUUAGUACCUAUAAUUUUUAUUUUUUACAUUUUGGUACCUAAAAUUUAAUUUUUUAUACGAAAAAUACCAUUGGAAAAUUACGUUUUGGUACCUAAAAUUUUUCAUUAUGACAUUUUAGUACCUAAACUUUUUACAUUUUACAUAUUGAUCCUUGGUUGAGGAUGUCAUUUGGAUUCAUGGAUAAUCCACCAAUCCACUUGAUCCAAUCCAUGAAUCCACCAAUCCAUUAGAUCCAAUCCAUUUGAUCCAUGGAUCCACCAAUCCAAUCCAUCAAUCCACCAAUCCAAUCCAUUUGCCACCUCUAUGUAUGGAUAUGCGGAAAUUUGUUUUUGAUUUCUUCCCUAAGAGUUCAGAGCCCUCCAAUUUAGAGCUGUGGUUUGCAUUUCCAGCCAUGUAAUGUUUGAUUCCCUGUUUUGAUAGCUAGCAUGUUCCUCCUUUUUUCCUGCAUUCCAGAAGGAUCGAGAAUGGUUGAUGGCAGGAGACCAGUCUUUUUGGCUGUAUAACUUGUGCAGUUGUGUCAUACUGCUGUCAAAUUAGUUGGGGAAAAAAUCUGGCAGAAAAUUAAAUGCCACCUUAUUUUCUGGUUCUUUUAAUUUUGAUUCUUCAUUGUUUGUACUGCAGGUCAAACGCAAGUACAGGGAAGCACCAGCUUCAUUUUCCAACAGGAGUGUGUCCAUGUUUCUGCUGGAAGGAAGAGAUAGGUUAUUUCGAAGAGCUGAGCGACUGGAGGAUUUUAACGUGGCUAGAAAACCACAGGUUGACUGUGAGCUAUCUAGGAUGAGAAAAAUGAGUGCAAGAGAGGCAGCAGCUGUGGCUGAUCAAUUAGUUUCGGAGGCAGAGGCUGCCAUGGCAGAAGCAGAAGAGGCAGUAAGAGACGCUGAGGCCGCCGAAGCUCGUGCAGAGAAGGCAGUAGCAUUUUCUGAAGCGGCAACGAAGACAAUGAAAGGAAGGACCAAUUCUAAGGCAGUAAACACUUAUGGACCCC
Linum trigynum is the source of this 3410-nucleotide messenger RNA. NCBI's taxonomy places the organism in Eukaryota, Viridiplantae, Streptophyta, Magnoliopsida, Malpighiales, Linaceae. The record is from the annotation of a GenBank genome assembly.